AUGGCCCUGGAACGCACCAAUUCCUAUCGCCUCCAAUACUCUGCUGGUCCGUUAAAGUGGAAUGAAACUGUCGCAGCACGGGCGCAGACCUGGGCGAUGGGCUGCGUGGCAGAUCAUCCUCCUCCGCCGCGAGAGGAUGGGCAGAAUAUCUUUUGGUACACCUAUAGUGGUGGCAAACAGCCCGCGCUACAGGAUAGCGUGGUGGCGGAAGCAAUCGAUCUGUGGGCUUCUGAGGAAGCUGCAUACAAUUAUGCUUCCCAUGUAUACAGCGACGAGACUGGACACUUUACACAGCUUGUAUGGCGCGCUUCCACCGAAUUGGGCUGCUAUUUGCACGACUGUGAGGGCAGGGGGAACCUGGGACUGUUUUUCGUCUGCGAUUAUUACCCGCCCGGCAACUAUGCCGGACGCUUCGAAGGCAAUGUCGGUCAUAGAGAGCAUAGUUACAGAUCGUAA
Molecule: messenger RNA, 456 nt
Organism: Zymoseptoria tritici IPO323
Lineage: Eukaryota; Fungi; Ascomycota; Dothideomycetes; Mycosphaerellales; Mycosphaerellaceae
Exons: 1
Coding region: 1-456 (151 amino acids)
Cellular component (GO): extracellular region
Source: RefSeq, a predicted model, not a curated record